Molecule: messenger RNA, 306 nt
Organism: Iphiclides podalirius (scarce swallowtail)
Lineage: Eukaryota; Metazoa; Arthropoda; Insecta; Lepidoptera; Papilionidae
Source: the annotation of a GenBank genome assembly
AUGGACCCCGAGGCGCCCGCCCCCGAUUCGCAGAGCGGCCAGACCAAAGCCACCUUCUCCGUCAACCUGCUGCUCAGGACGCUGUUCCACCUGGCCAACUUCGUGCUGUGCUGCUACGUCUCCCUUUGGGGCGUCGUUAUGUGCAUCACCCUCGACACGGAGAAGUACAAGGAGCAGAUACUGAAGGAUCUCAAGUACCUCGCGCCCGGCUUCGGCACCAACUGGAAUUAUCAAAACAAUGUUGUGCUCGUUACUAAAAAUGAUAAUGGCUUCCUAAUUAGUAAUCCAAUGAUUAUUCCCACUUCG